Messenger RNA from Echinostoma caproni, 288 nucleotides. NCBI's taxonomy places the organism in Eukaryota, Metazoa, Platyhelminthes, Trematoda, Plagiorchiida, Echinostomatidae. The record is from the annotation of a GenBank genome assembly.
UCAUGGAGAUUAAGAUUGGAAGAUCGCCGUAACGGGGACACCAAAACAGAAUCGGGCAUGGGUAAAGCGCUUCUCGAGGGCUGUCAUGAGGCGCUGUUGAACAUCAUCUCUGACGAUCAACCUUAUGCGGAUCGGCCCACUCGAUUAACUGCUGCGUUACAUGAGGCCGAGGUGUUUGACUUAAAUAAUGCGUGUGCUUUGCCGUCCACUGUAUCGGCAACACAUUCCACCCGGGAAGACAUAUCGGAAUCGAUGAAACAAAUUUUCUCAUCCAAUCCAGAUUUUUGA